Eimeria acervulina is the source of this 2940-nucleotide messenger RNA. RefSeq lists its product as hypothetical. NCBI's taxonomy places the organism in Eukaryota, Apicomplexa, Conoidasida, Eucoccidiorida, Eimeriidae. The record is from RefSeq and is a predicted model, not a curated record. The coding region runs from base 1 to 2940 and encodes 979 amino acids. The transcript is spliced from 2 exons. Gene Ontology annotation, cellular component: nucleus.
AUGAGCAGCACCAACUGCAGCAGCAGCAGCAGCAAUAUUAGCAGCAGCAGCAGCAGCAGUAGCGGUAGCACUAGCCACAACAGCAGGAGCAAAUGCAAGGCUGAACAACUCACCCCACAUCUGCUGCAAGACUGCCUUGGAAUCCCUGGGGAGCUGCUGCGACUGGACGCGAUAGAGUGUUACCGACUCGUCAGCAGCAGCAGCAGCAGCAGCAGCAGCAGCAGCGGGAAGAGGCCCUGCAGCACGACAGCACUACCGGGGCGUGCGUACACCGCAGGGUUUCCUCCUUUACCUUUUUCUCGCCCUCUGCAUUUCAUUGCUGUCCCUUUAGACUCCCCACAGACAGCGCGUUUGGGGUGUCUAUGCACCUCAGCAGCAGCAGCAGCCCUCACAAAUGUGGCUGCCAGGGAGUCUGCGGCAGCGACAGCAACAGCAGCAGCACCAGCAACAGCAGCAACACCAGCAGCAGCAGCAUCAGCAGCAGCAGCAGGAAGCAGCAGCAGCUACAAGUGCAAAGAGUGCGGUGGUUGGUUCUAUCAGCGCUUCUACCCGUGCUAUUUGCCUUUAGAUUCGGAGUGUAUAGGCAGUGGGGCCCCCGAAGAUGUGGGGGCCUUUCUGGCCUCUGUGGCGGGAUCGGGAGUCGUCGCCUCCCGCUCUGGGAUCGACUCCAAACUCUCCUCCGCUAGAGGCGUUCCUGUGGGGUCUCCGGGGCCCCUCAAAGAGAAGCUGCAUGCAAAGGGGGCUUUGUUUGUCUCUCCUUCGUUUGCAUAUGCUGCAGAUCCUGCCUUCGCCCCGUACAUACACCUCAAAGAAGCUGGGUGCCGGGUGCAGGUGCUGCUGGAGUGUUUAGUGCAUCCUUUGGGUUUUUCUCCUUGGCCGCGGUGUAUGUACACCGCAGAGCAGCACAAUAGAGACCUUAUUGACGGCAGCAGAAUGGCGUCUUCUGUUGCUGCUGCUGCAGCAAGAGCAGCAACAGCAGCCUUUCUCAACCGAGCAGACCAUCUCACAGCUUGCGGAUUGUGCCCCCCACCCGCCCCUGCUGCUGCACCCCCGCAGCAGCAGCAGCAGCAGCAGCAGCAGCAGCAGCAAGGGAAGAAGUGGAAGGAGACAGUGCCUUCAAGCAGGGCUGCACACUUCCUCGACUGGCGCAUCUCAGACACUGCAGCACUUGUUCCCUGCCGUCUGCUGCUGGCUGUUGUCCGACAAGAAAGCAGCAGCAGCAGCAGCAGUAGCAGCAACAGCAGCAGCAACAGGGGGAACGUGGCGGAUGCGCUGCAGGCAGACCUGCUGCAGCUGCUGCUGCCGCUGCUGCCGGUGAUGCCGCACCUCACGGCCUUUCGAGAAGACCAGAAAACAGAACCAGGUGCAGCAGCAGCAGCAACAGCAGCAGCAGCAGCCGCAACAACAGCAGCAGCACCAGCAGCAGCAGCAAGAGCGGCAGCAGAAACAGCAGGAAGUGCAGCUGCAGGAGCAGCAGCUGCAGCGGCUGUAGGAGCUGCACAACAGCCAGCAGAUGGACGCAAAAUUGUGGUUAAGGUUGAGCCGCAGCCGCAGCAGCAGCAGCAACAGCAGCAGCACGAGCAAUCUCAGCAGGAGCAGCAGCAGCAAUCUCAGCAAGGGGGACAAGGAGUGGAAGACCAGCAGCAGGCGCUGCAGCAGCAGGCUUGCGAGGACCAAGCGCAACAUGAAGCAAAGACAGAACCGCAGCAGCAGCAACAGCAGCAGCAACAGCAGCAGCAACAGCAGCAGCUGCCACCACGUGUGAAGGCGGAGCCCCCCGAGCUGUACGUACACCAGCAAGCGGAGGCUUCCUCUCCUGCUGCUGACGAGAACAGAGAAGCCUUUCCCAACACUGACAACGGCAGCAGCAGCAACAGCAGCAGCAGCAACAGCUGCAGCAGCAGCAGCAAAAGCGAUGCCGCUGCUGUCAAGAGCCCCAACUGGAGCAGGGAUCCGAAGGCCGAACCAGACACCAAAUGCAGCAGCAGCAGCAGCAGCAGCACCAACAGCAGCAGCAGCAGGGGGAGUUGUACCCUGUCGGGUCCGGCCCCUGAGUCUUCCCCUCCAGUCCAGCAGCAGCAGCAGCAACAGCAGCAGCAGCAGCAGCAACGGCGGCUUUCAAGUUUUGUGAAGAAGGAACCCGACCUGAAAGUCCCCACCUGUAUUACGCAGCAGCAGCAACAGCAGCAGCAGCAGCAGCAGCGCGGGUUGCUGCUGUUAGGCCUGAGUGACGACGAAGAAGAAGACACCACCGCUCUUCUGAAGAAGCUUCAAAAGCCGCAGCCGCAGCAGCAGCAGCAGCAGCGGGAGGAGAAGCAGCAGCAACGGCGGGAGGAGAAGCAGCAGCAACAGCAGCAGCAGAAAGUCUCAGUCUCUAUUCACCCCCAACCCCCGCAGCAACACCAGCAACAGCAGCAAACCCAGCAGCAGCAGAAGGCAGGGGGACAGCCGCAAGAGAAGCAGCAAGCCCUGCUGUCUAAUCUAGAAGCAGAGAUUCAAGCAAAGGAGGCGAGGCUGCGAGCGCUGCAGCGGGAGUUGGAGAGACAGGAGGAGCUGCUGCUGCAGCAGCAGCAGCAGAAGAGGGAAAGAACGCAAAAGAGACAGCGACGGGAGACCAGCAGCAGCAGCAGCAGAAGCAGCAGCAGCGAAGGAGACAGCAGCAGGGGACAAAGGUCCGCAUACACCCGAAAGCGCCCCAAGCAUCUCGGACGCAAGGAGCAGCAGCUGCGCUCUCGCCACCGCCGCUGCAGCAGCAGCAGCAGCAGCAGCGAGAGCAGCAGCGACAGCAGCGACACGCCUGUCAAGUGCAGCAGCAGCAAAAUAGGAGACAGGAGGCUGCUGCAAGAACAGGAGGUCGCAGCAAUAACAUUCCUAUGCUGCGGUGUAUCUGCAGCUGAGACAGCGCGUCUAGAGGCAAAGAUAAGAGAGCUAUCAACGUAA